UAUCUAUAAUGAUCAAAAAGCAAGAAUCAGAAUUAGUUGUGCAAAGAUGGUUUUUGGAAUUGGGUUAUCAGUUAUGAGUAUUUCUGCUUUAUAUCUAUUUUCAGUAGAUACAAGUCCUUUUAGAUAUAUUGGUUUGGCAACUAUUAGAACACUUAGAUUAAUAUCAACAGCUGCUUUAUGUUUUAAUGAUUAUCGUCGAACCAUUAAUUUCAAUUAUUUGAAUGAGAAGGAGAGGAUGUAUGCAAUGUCUUUAUGUCAUAAAAGAUGUGCUAAACGCACUUUAUCUUGUUUAGAAAAGAAUGGUGGAAUAUUUAUUAAGCUUGGUCAGCAUUUAAGUAGUAUGUCAUAUUUAAUUCCUUCUGAAUGGACAUCUGCUAUGGUUUGUUUACAGGACAAAUGUCCAUCAUCUUCAGUAGAUGAUAUUAAAAAAAUGUUUUUAGAUGAUACCGGAAAGCCAUUAGAGGAUUUUUUUUCAUUUUUUGAUGAAAAGCCUGUAGGUGUUGCUAGUUUAGCUCAAGUUCAUCGAGCUAUUAUGAGAGAAACUGGUCGUGAAGUUGCAGUAAAAGUUCAACAUCCAUCUUUAAGAAAUUUUAUGAUUAUUGAUGUUUUCUUAACCAAAAAGAUUCUUAGUUCAAUUAAAAGAUUUUUUCCUGAAUUUACUUUAACUUGGUUAAGUGAAGAAAUGGAAUUUUCUUUACUACAUGAACUUAAUUUCAAAGAAGAAGCGGAAAAUGCUAUUCGUAUUAAGAGGCAUUUUGAAAAAAUAAAGAGAUUUUCUGUUUAUAUUCCAGAAAUUAUAUGGUCAGAAAAAAGGAUUUUAAUUAUGGAAUACAUCAAGGGUGUGAGAAUUGACGAUCAUAACUAUAUGUUAGCAAAUAAUAUAUCUCGAAAUGAAGUUAGUGCUGAGUUAUCGCAUAUAUUUAAUGAAAUGAUAUUUGGCGACGAUGGAUAUUUACAUUGUGAUCCUCAUGGUGGAAAUUUGCUUAUUAGAUCACGAGUUAAAACAUCUCAAUUGAGAUAUAAUUUUGAAAUUGUAUUGUUAGAUCAUGGAUUAUAUAGACAAAUUCCUUUAGAUCUUCAAAGAUCUUAUGCAAAACUUUGGCUUUCGAUUAUAAAUAUGAAUGAAAAGGAUAUGAAACAAUAUUCAUAUGAAGUUGCUGGAAUUAGUGAAGAUAAAUUUCAUUUGUUUACAAGUGCAAUUACUGGUCGAAAUUUUGCAUCAUUAAAAAAAUCAAUAGUUAAAAAAAAAGGAAAUAAUCUUAAUCGAAUCAUUGUAACUCAGGGUUUUAUAAUGCGGUUAGUAGAAUUGUUGAAUGAUGUUCCACGAAUUAUGCUUUUACUUUUUAAAACUAAUGAUUUGCUUCGUUCGCUUGAUGAAAGUCUUAGGACUACUUAUGGACCUAAACGUACUUAUAGUAUUCUUGGAAAGUAUUGUGCAAGAGUUAUUUAUCAGGAGGAUUUGGAUAAAUUAUAUUCCAAAAAAGUCUUUGGAAAUUAUUGGAAUCCUUUUUUGGCACAAUAUUUAUUUUGCAUUUGGAAAUAUUAUUAUAUAGUAGCUUCACUUUAUAUUUAUGAAUGGUAUUUGUUUAUUUUUGGUUAAUAAUUAGUUAUAGUGAUUAUUGUCUUGGUAUAACUGCUG
Molecule: messenger RNA, 1639 nt
Organism: Pneumocystis carinii B80
Lineage: Eukaryota; Fungi; Ascomycota; Pneumocystomycetes; Pneumocystales; Pneumocystaceae
Exons: 5
Coding region: 47-1600 (517 amino acids)
Biological process (GO): mitochondrion organization; lipid homeostasis
Cellular component (GO): mitochondrial inner membrane
Source: RefSeq, a predicted model, not a curated record